AUGGGUUUCUGCGAAGACGGUCGCGGCUUUCGCUGCGACUGGGUGCAUUGUGACAAGGUCUUCGGUCGCAAGGCAGAUCUACGCAGGCAUUACCGAAUACACAUCAACGAGCGACCGUAUAAAUGCACCGUCAACAAUUGCCACAAGAGUUUCAUUCAGCGGAGCGCAUUGAUGGUUCAUUCGCGGAUCCAUACUGGGGAGAGGCCUCAUGUCUGUGACAACAGUGGUUGCCACAAAGCUUUUUCUGACUCAUCAAGUCUAGCCCGUCAUCGGAGGAUCCAUACAGGGAAACGACCCUAUAUUUGCCAGGAGUCAACCUGCAAACGAACGUUCUGCCGCAAGGCGAGUUUGACCAGACAUCAACAUCGGUUCCAUCCCCCAGAAACCGUGUCAUCUCUGCCCUCAAAGACCGGGGGCCUAAAAAUCCAGCAUCCUGUGCAAGUCGCAUUUUUCGAUACAACUAACCAAUAUCCUCCGAACCAAUUGGCACCAUACCGUCAUGAUCCACAACCAACUCCUGACUUUCAAGCCCAAAGUCUCCACGGAACGCCGGUGGCUGUACAAGAUCGAGGCCCGAUCGUUAGGCAGCCUUUACUGGUCACAUCACUGGUAGACAUACAGCGUGCUCAGCACCACUACAUGCGGCUUGUGCAGCUCUAUGAUCAUGGUUGUCAGAAUUUUCCGCUAGGAUUUCAGACCAUGAUAUAA
This is a messenger RNA of Aspergillus welwitschiae, 708 nucleotides long. Its product is annotated as C2H2-type zinc finger protein. Gene Ontology annotation, biological process: regulation of transcription by RNA polymerase II. The record is from RefSeq and is a predicted model, not a curated record. NCBI's taxonomy places the organism in Eukaryota, Fungi, Ascomycota, Eurotiomycetes, Eurotiales, Aspergillaceae. The transcript has 4 exons. The coding region runs from base 1 to 708 and encodes 235 amino acids. Gene Ontology annotation, molecular function: DNA-binding transcription factor activity, RNA polymerase II-specific; RNA polymerase II cis-regulatory region sequence-specific DNA binding. Gene Ontology annotation, cellular component: PcG protein complex; transcription regulator complex.